UUGUCAAGAGCGAUUGGGGAAGUUCAAAGGUACCUGGACGACGACAUCCUUCUAAUGGGAUCAGAAUACGACACUCCACUUCAAUGGUGGAAAAAGCACGAACAUAUUUACCCAAAUUUGGCAAAAUUAGUUUUGAAUAAAUACUGUGUGCUGGCAACAUCAGUGCCUUGUGAAAGGGUAUUUUCACGUGCUGGUACCAUGGUAUCUGAAAGACGCACUCGCCUAGGUAUUUCAAAAGUAAAACAACUAAUGUUUUUAAACGUCAAUUAUAAUCAAUAA
Messenger RNA from Parnassius mnemosyne (clouded apollo), 279 nucleotides. Lineage: Eukaryota; Metazoa; Arthropoda; Insecta; Lepidoptera; Papilionidae. The record is from the annotation of a GenBank genome assembly.